AUGCCAGAUGAUAUAGGUGGAAAAAAGAUUGUGAUCAUUGGUGUCCAUGGCUGGUUUCCCAUGAAGCUAGUAAGAAGCAUGAUCGGUGAACCAACGGGAACUUCACACAAGUUUUGUGAACAGAUGACUCUUGCUGUUAAAAAGUACUUUUUAGACAAUCACGGUUUGACUAUACCCGACAGGUCGAUCACUAGUAUUUCAUUACUCUGGGAAGGAAAGGUUCAAGAAAGAGUAGAUAAAUUUUAUGAUCUUAUUCAGGCUCAAUGGGUAGAAAGUAUAAAAGAGGCUGAUAUCAUCUUAUGGGCCACUCAUUCUCAGGGCACACCUGUGUCGAUCAUUCUGCUACAGAAGCUAAUUGAGUCGUCCAUCAUUCGACCACAUCAACAACCAAUGUGCUUGCUAGCAAUGGCUGGUAUUUCUCAUGGACCAUUUCCAACCUUGAAAGGAAAUCUUUUAGUCAAGUACUUUGAAGCAGACCCGGCUAGAGAAUUGUUUGAGUUUAUGAACUCGAAUUCGGAAGUAUCCAUCAUCUAUAGAGAGGCUAUGGCAUAUGUUCUACAGCACGAUAUCAAGGUCGUACUUGUUGGAUCUAUGCAAGAUCAAGUUGUUCCUCUGUAUUCAGCAAUCAUGUCUGGUCUGUCUCAUCCUAAUCUACUGCGUGCUAUUUAUAUCGAUGGUCACAUCUAUUCUAAAGAUGACUUUUUGAUUCGACUUAUUGAGUUUGCAAUAAGUCUAUUAAAUAUGGGUCUGUCUGAUCAUGGAUUUCUGAUUCAUAUUAGUGAAGCAUUAGCUGGCAAUCUUUACUCUUUGGAAGGCGGUCAUUCAACAAUAUAUGAAGAAUUGGAUGUAUUUACUCUACCACUGCAGUACCUGUUUGAAACACAUCCUAUUGGCCAUAAACAAAAGAAAAUACGUAUAGAGCAAAAGGUGGAAAGGGCGAUGAACGAAGUCAAGGCAAGGCUAGAUCCAUUCCAAGCGAGAUUAAAGUUGAAUCCGUUUCAUCUACCUUGGGCCAUGCGUGGUAUUUGGGAUGAUUCAAGAAUAUUAAGUAAUGAGGCUUUACGUAAAGAGCUAGAGCAACUUCAGGCGUUAUUUAAUAAAUGGAACCCGACAAGUGCCAGGUUAAAGGAGAUUAAGUUUCGAUUGGAGCCUUUGAAGGCAAGGUUAUAA
Molecule: messenger RNA, 1170 nt
Organism: Rhizopus microsporus ATCC 52813
Lineage: Eukaryota; Fungi; Mucoromycota; Mucoromycetes; Mucorales; Rhizopodaceae
Exons: 3
Coding region: 1-1170 (389 amino acids)
Source: RefSeq, a predicted model, not a curated record